Drechmeria coniospora is the source of this 759-nucleotide messenger RNA. RefSeq lists its product as uncharacterized. Bases 1 to 759 code for a protein of 252 amino acids. The transcript is spliced from 2 exons. Lineage: Eukaryota; Fungi; Ascomycota; Sordariomycetes; Hypocreales; Ophiocordycipitaceae. The record is from RefSeq and is a predicted model, not a curated record.
AUGGCCUUGAGGUCCACGGAUCAUCGUGGUCUCGGGAAGAACGCAUGGGCAGCGGUCGUGGGACCGGCAGCUUCGUGGGACCGGCAGCUUCGUGGGACCGGCAGCUUCGUGGGACCGGCAGCUUCGUGGGACCGGCAGCUUCGUGGCACCAGAGCGCCAGCUCGGGUCGUGGCAACGUCCCGACACGACGCACACGCGCAGCAAGUGGCUCGCCGCAGGAGACGGUCUGCGUGGAGGCCACAGGAUGGCUGGUGGCAUGGCAUCAUGGCAUCACGCGGUAGAACGUACCACCAGCCGCCACCACGCUCAACGGCGGAGCUGGGAUCAUCGUGGUGCCGUCACCGACUACAUAUAAUAGCUGCCAAGGCUGCUCGUGCCCGCGUUCCGGUGCCGGAGGCCUACACCAUGCUGCUGGCCGCCGGAGUCUGGACCCUUGCGGGCAAUGCACGCCGGCCGCACGGAAUCUCUCACGGGCAUCGAGCAAAGACGUGCAUGCCUCAAAUUCUCGUACACAGGACGCGGCGUACGUACAGGAUGCAUGCAGCAGACGAAACGCAGCAGCCCGAGACGGGCCAUCGACGUCAUACGCGGCCGUCCGUCCGUGUGACCAACGGGGCUCCCAUCCGACCCGACACGCCGUUUCAGACCGGACGAGAACGGCCCGUGCGCCCGCCUGCUGAUGCCAGUCGUGGGUUUGUCGCGGUGGCCGCGGCGCGUGGUGGCCGAAGACCACAAUCGCGCACAUCAAACGAGGGCUGA